UCACGCCCAUCUCAGUCGAUGAGGUGAAGACAAGUUCUAAAUCUAAGAAAACUUAAAAAGCUUGGUUCAUGUUGGAAGGAAACGUAUUGAUGCUUUUUGUCCACAUUUGAUAAUUAUUUUUCCUCCCUCUUCCAAGCGUGCAGAUAUUUCUUUUCAACUAAACCUCUUAGUAUCUACCUACAUAUAUUCCGCUACCCCUCGAAACAAGCAACAAUGACGAAAGUUAGAUGAACGGCUUUCUCUCGGGUGAAUUAUUAUGUGUACUUUAGGCUUUGGGACGCCAAACAUGCAUUGUGUAAGAAUAGAGACUGCCACCAAAUUUCAACUCGCACCAAAUAUACGUAAAAGAGAACUACCCGUAACGUGACGUUGAUGUAAAGAUGCUUUGUCCGGAAAGUAUUACACAUUGUGUCAGAAUGAUGCAAAUAAUUCUUACAUUCCGAAAAUAAUAUGCAACGGAGAUUUUCUCGUAAUCGACCCUAUACUAGGAUAUAAUACAAAAGGUCUGCUAUCUAUUUAUGCGAGCGCAUUUCAAAUGUGUUCCAAAAUCCUAACCAGAAACAAGAACACGUCUGUACAGAUGCAGCUGUGGGCCUGAGCAAUAUGGAAAAUUCCAAACCCGAUGAGCCUGAUAAAAGGACAGCGAUCCAUUGCGAUGGUGUAACUCUCGACGAAGCACUCUCGUUGAUAAGGUUUGGCAAAUUUAAUUACCUGUUGAUAGCAAUUGCGGGAAUGAUCCACACUGCGGUUCUGAUGGAGACCAUAGGUAUUAGCUUUGUGAUUGCUGUGGCCGAAUGUGAUCUCCGAAUGUCGACCCAACAAAAGGGAAUUCUUGGUGCAAUUGCUUACGUAGGAAUUAUCGUCAGCUCUCAUCUUUGGGGCUUCCUGGCGGACACGAGGGGGCGACGGAAAGUGAUCGUCCCAACACUUUUUCUAGCUUCCACAAUAACGCUCGUUUCCAGCUUUAUGAGCAGUUUCUGGGCUAUUACGGUCUGUCGUUUUUUAACGGGGUUCUUUAUUUCUGGAGCAUCGGCGACGGUCUAUCCUUACCUGGGGGAAUUCCACAGCAACAAAACGCGAUCACGAGCCAUCCUGGGAGCUUCAUUCGUGUACGGAUUCGGCUGUCUGCUACUGCCAACGUUACCGUUCCUGGUGAUGAAUCAGCCGUGGGAUCUACCCAUUCCUUUGCUGGGAAUCGUCUACCGUCCGUGGCGAUUGUUUUUGGCAAUAUGUGGUCUACCGGGUUUCGUUAGUGCUGUCGCUUUGCUUAAGUUUCCAGAAAGCCCCAAAUUUGUGUUUAGUAGAGGUAAUACAGAACAUGCUAUCGACAUUAUCCAUCAAAUACAGUGUAUGAAUUCGAACAACAAGGAGCAGAUCCCCAGAUUGAAUGGUAUUAUAGACGACUUAGAGAUACAACAGUCCAAAAUCCAUUUGGCUGAAAUGAACAAUUCCAAUGGAUUUCAUGCGCUCAUGAAGCUUGUUUGGAAGCAAACCGCUCCACUGUUCAUGGAACCGUAUAUGGGUAGGACUGUCAUCAUGUGCUUUCUUCAGUUUGGAAUGUUUCUUACCGCUCACGGAAUGUAUGUAUUUUUCCCUGGAAUUUUGAACCAGAUGCUGGAAGCACAAGAGGCUGGUGUCAACAGGACUACCACGUGUGAUUUGAUUAUGUCUCGUGGAUAUUCUACAAGAGGGGAUACGGCACAUCAACAGGGAUGUAGCCAAACCUUGAACAUUACAACGUACGAACUCACGUUCAUCUUGGAAGCAAUUCAUACUGUAGGAUUCGCCGUCAUCGGAUUGAUCAUCAACACUGUGGGGAAGUUGCUUAUUAUGGAGAUCGUUUUCGUGUGCUGUGGUAUAUCUGGAAUAAUGGUGAUAUUCGUAGACAUCCCCUUACUCGCCAUUUGGCUCUACAUGAUUCUGAUGAUGGGUGGGCUAAGCGCUUGCGUAACCAAUACCAUUACAGUGGAUCUGUUUCCCACUAAUUUGAGGGCAAUGGCCGUUUCCAUCUCGCUAAUGUUCGGUCGGUUAGGGAGUGUUACCGGUGCUAACAUGCUCGGACUAUUGCUCGACAGCCAGUGUCAGCUAACGUUUGGGAUUGCCGGAUCCCUCAUGCUUGUUUGUGGCGUGAUUGCGUUUUUCAUUCCGAACAUUCACAAAAAAGUGAAUGCGUCGGAAUAGUUACCUACAAAAUAUACUGAUAGGCAGAAUAAAUAGCACACCUCAUAAUUUAUUGAUUUUUUCUCAUUUAUUUGACUCAAAUUAAAGUAAACGCACUCUAAUCUUUUUUGAUAUCUUAAUUAUUACUAUCUGACCCGGCGAACUUCGUCCUGCCCACGAUAGAUAUUUACAUUAAAAUGAUAGCGAACACUCACGUUUCCCUCCAGAUUGUUUUUCCUGAGCGAUAUAUAUUCGCGAUUAGGGUUGCCACAUUUAAAUCUGUAAAAUCUUCUGAAAAAAUCCAUAUAUCUGUAUUUUUAUCAGAAAAAUCUGUAUAAAAAACCUGUAACACAAAUAGGUAUCGAAAAGUUAAGGGGUUCGGUUUUCAAAAAAUUAAAUUUUGACGUCUGCGACACUAGUAAAUAAAGUCCGAUUGAGCUAAAAUUUUGCAUAGGGUGUUUUAUAGUGCAAAUCAACAUUUCGCAGGAAGUCGUGUGAGAAAUCGAGAAGGCCAUUAUUCCGGAAAAAAGACUAAGUCAAGAUUUCAUAUACAGUUCGGAGGAGGUUCGCUUCACCAAUCAAAUUGUAUGAAUUUGCUCUCAACAAACUAUUAAAUUUUAAAGAUUUGUUCCCAUAGCAAAAUAAUUUCGAAAUGAUGACAUAACAAAAAAAAUUUUGAACUGAAACACCAGAAGCGAACAUAUUAGACGGAAGUCAUAGGUUCGAUAUAAAAAUUGAACUAUCCAGCUUACCAACCAACGAGCAUUCUUGCCUGUGAUAUCGCACCAUCAGAAUACCAUCUCGGAGAGCCCUGAAAAAAGUGGAAAGGAACGUGAUCAAUGAAAGUGUCGUACGCAGCGGAUUGUGUUUAGCUUCUUUAUUUAUUUUAUAUUAAGUUACCCAAAUACAACAACGCGAAUUGGGUUCAAUCGGAACGUACAUUUUAACGGGAGUAGAUUGGGAGAAGAUAAAGCAAAAUAUUCGCUACUUGGAGUUACAUUUUAAACUGUUGUUAGUUUUCGUACAACGACUGGUUCAUAUGACCACAUCCUACCAUGUUACCGAUCGCAAUAGCUGACUGUUCAUAUCAAAAACUGUACACUUCUCACGUUGGUGUGUAACUAUCCCAUCAUGUAUGCGUGUGUGGAUGUUUUUAUUUUCAUAAAAUAUUUUGUUUCAAUUACCCUCUUAGGUAUAUGUGUAUGUAUAUAUCAAUAAGUUUAGCUUAUAUCCUUUUUUUCUCCGUUUUAAACAUGUAAAAAGUAACAUCUUCGAAUCAUUUUAUAGCUUACGUUUAUUAAUAAAUAAAGAUUAUGGAACGAAAGAAAGAGUGCAACUAAGUAGCUUAACUGUUGUAAUUGGAAAUUCAACGACUGCGAAAUUGUUCAUGUCUUGUAUCGUGUUGACCUGUCAUAGUUGCUUCAGCCAUAAUAUUUAAUACUUUUCAAGUGCGGAAGGUCAAAGAUUAUACACUUUCUUAACAGAUCCCACUAAUAAUAAUAAUCAUUCUAUUAUGUUGGUGUGUGUGUGUGUGUGUGUGCUUGUGUGUAUAAAUGGUACCCACGGCAUUAGAUGGCCAGGUGUAAUGUCUACUAGAGGUCCGGCAAUCACGAUCUCUUUAGUUUUGUUAGUAUAAAAAUAGAUCACAUCCCUUCGUCCCUUUGAAUUUUGGUUUAACUUAAUUAACAAAAGGUGUGGCAUAAAUGAUCGUGAGUGCAUUUCGGACCACCUUGCACGACAUGAGGACGGGCACCAGGAUGCCAGGGUGUCAGAUUAGGAUGCCGAACGAAAGCACCACAUUUUAUCCACCUCAGCUUCAUUCGAACGUUGGUUAAGAGAUAAAUUAAACAUAACAAUGUUUUAAAUAUUAGCAAUAAAAUCAAACAAAAAAUGUCAAUAAUUGUAGAAGUAAUAAUAAUAAUAAAAGUGGACGCUUUUUAUCUCACAAUCGUAAGUUUUGAUACAUGUUGUUUUGAUUAUUUUAUCUUUAGGUGUUUUCAGUUGCUGUUGCUGCAAUAGUUGUAACCAAUUUUUAAAGCUACGUUUUUGUGUUGUCCGUUUUCCGUCUAUCUGCUGUCAUGAAGCAUUCACCCAACAAAAAAAUAAUACGGUUCCCACCCCGUUGGAGGGAACGCAUGGAACGAUCGAAUGUUGUCUAGUUUACUUUCCGCAGAAACAAGCCGAAAUACCAACCUUUUCCAUGGUACCCCGCAUCGGUUGCGGCUCCACCACAGUGGUUAAAUCUUCUUCGCUACUGGUGCUGGCCAGGAGCUACCACCAGUCUCAUUUGAACUUGGUUCUCCCCGGAAGGGUUGGACUGUCGGGAGGAGUUGAGACGGUGGUACCGGAAGCGAACUGAUGAUGCGACGUUAAGGUAGAUGCUCCACCAGCAGACGACGUCGUUGGCAUUGGCUUGGGUGGCUUAGUAAUACCCGGCUUGAAGGGGUGAUGCAGCUUCCGGAGGGGCCGUGGUGAAGGCUGAUCCAGUGUAACCGAUGCCAUCGCUGUUUGCU
Molecule: messenger RNA, 4673 nt
Organism: Toxorhynchites rutilus septentrionalis
Lineage: Eukaryota; Metazoa; Arthropoda; Insecta; Diptera; Culicidae
Product: synaptic vesicle glycoprotein 2B-like
Exons: 6
Coding region: 604-2181 (525 amino acids)
Biological process (GO): transmembrane transport
Cellular component (GO): membrane
Molecular function (GO): transmembrane transporter activity
Source: RefSeq, a predicted model, not a curated record